Messenger RNA from Ceratitis capitata (Mediterranean fruit fly), 808 nucleotides. RefSeq lists its product as uncharacterized. NCBI's taxonomy places the organism in Eukaryota, Metazoa, Arthropoda, Insecta, Diptera, Tephritidae. Bases 147 to 473 code for a protein of 108 amino acids. The record is from RefSeq and is a predicted model, not a curated record. The transcript has 3 exons.
UCUUCAGCAUAUUCACAACAAAACUAGGAUAAUUAAAAACAAAAGAUAACAGCGUCCAUUUUGACAAUUCCUGAACUAAUAUUAUUGUGAAAAUAUCUCUUUUUUAUAAAUUAUUCAGAUAACAAAUAAUUAAACACUAAUAAAAAAUGGAGACAGCAAUCAAAACAAAGAAAUGUUCCGUAAAAUUGAACCGUAUGAGUUUCGUUGGAAUUACACCAGCAGAGGAACAAAUUUUGGAUCAACGAAUACGUCGUUGUGCCGUUCGUCUACAACGCUGCUCAGACGUCAUAAUACGUGCUAAAGGAAUAGCUGAAGGUUCGAUCAUGAAGGAUAUUAAAAUGAGACGCUGCUGCAUCAGAUUGCCUCGACUGAAUUUAGCUCGUAGUGAAAUAUCAUCUCGUGCUGGUUCCGUAACCAGUGCUAGAAUACUUUCUGAACCAGAACUAGAUAACACAGAGAUUUCGAACCAUUAAGUAACUAAAUGCAUUUCUAAACACAAAUCGCAAAUCAAAUAAUGGACACGUACAAUGGCAUCACUAUUUUAGGCUUCAUUUUUUCAAACAUUUAAAAUUGGAUUUUGAUUAUUUUUAUAAGAGCACGAGCUAAUAUGGAAAUAAAAACAUAGCUCAAUAAAAUUUAUUCGUAAAUAUUUAUUUGAAUAUUUACAAUACAUUGGUCAAAUUUAUAAACCCACCUGGCGAUAGUAUUACUGAUUCUCAAAGCUUCACCGAAGAGUCAAAGGAGUGCUCCCAGCAAUGAAACAUUUAAUAAAUUUGAGGGAAUCAAAUUCUUCUUUGAUGAAAUUUAA